Echinops telfairi (small Madagascar hedgehog) is the source of this 357-nucleotide messenger RNA. RefSeq names its product guanylate cyclase activator 2A (gene GUCA2A). Gene Ontology annotation, cellular component: extracellular region. Gene Ontology annotation, molecular function: guanylate cyclase activator activity. The record is from RefSeq and is a predicted model, not a curated record. The transcript is spliced from 3 exons. Lineage: Eukaryota; Metazoa; Chordata; Mammalia; Afrosoricida; Tenrecidae. The coding region runs from base 1 to 357 and encodes 118 amino acids.
AUGAACGCCUGCCUGCUGUUGGCGCUGUGUCUCCUCGGGGCCUGUGCUUCCCUAACAAGUGGAGUCAUUGUGCAGGAUGGAGAGUUCUCCUUUUCGCUGGAGUCCGUGAAGAAGCUCAAGGGCCUUCAAGGGUUCCAGCAGUCUGGGGGUGGACACCACCGUAAGGCCAUCAUGCUGGCUGAAGGCAUGGCCGAGCCGGGGGUCCCCGUCUUGUGUAGCCACCCCGGCUUCCCCAAAGAGCUCAGGCCUCUCUGCAAGGAACCCAACGCCCAUGAGAUUCUGCAGCGGCUGGAGGCCAUCGCCGAAGACCCGAGCACGUGUGAGCUCUGUGCCUACGCGGCCUGCGCUGGGUGCUAG